Messenger RNA from Cladocopium goreaui, 3513 nucleotides. The record is from the annotation of a GenBank genome assembly. NCBI's taxonomy places the organism in Eukaryota, Dinophyceae, Suessiales, Symbiodiniaceae.
AUGCACCCUCCCAUCUUCCUGUGGGCUGCGGGCCUAGCUCUUGCGGGAUCGAACACAGCAUGUUUGCCGGACGCCGUUGACGAGCUGGACCGGAAGCAGCUGGUAAAUUUGGUGGCGGGCGAGUCCUACUCUAUCGGACUCUGGCGCAAUGGCGACUAUCCCGCGGCCCGCCUCGCCGCCAGAGUGGUGCAGAUCAUCAUACAGGAGAGGAUUGGCUACAAAGUGGACUUGAAAGGUCCAGGGGCAUUGACGAUUGACGGUUUCUUUGCUUUGAUGGGUUGCUCCCAGCCCUUGAACGGCACAGACCGCGGCUGCGGACCGAGUGUGACCCGUGUCCACAUCAAUGUGGAGGUGUGGACGGAAGGGUAUGCUGAAGCUUGGGCUCAGGUCCAAGCUGACUACCCCAACAAGGCACCGAAGAAUCUUGGGAACAUGGGAUACUCGGGAGCGUCCGCAGCGUACGUGCCCCUGGCAGUGCAGGAGAAGGCUUACGAUGUUGAGAGCAUCAAUCUGGACUUCUACCGAGACUACAACGGGUCCCGGCAAAAUCCAGGGGCAUACUUUGCCCACCCCCUGGAUUUGGAUCUCUCGAAACUGCUGCCGUGCGCAGACACUGCAUUGAUGUCAAACGAACUCAUGAGCGGCUAUCUCAACCUCACAGGAGAUUCAGCCGGGGUUGUGGUUGACAACGUGGGGCUGGUCACUGGCAAAUGCUUUGAUGGCUUUUUUUGGUAUGGCCCCGCCUGCAGGGACAAUCCUUCUACUUGCUUGACAUGGUUCACUGGUGGCACUGGGUGGGGGAUGGGUGAAAUUCUGCUGAAGGCAGCGGUCUACAAUAUUCCCCUGGCAACAGCGGUUGCCAGCAGUUGGGGGAACUAUGUCAACCUGCCGGCGGAGUCCAACGUCAUGCUCUACUGGUGGGUUCCUGAUUCAACAUUCCUCAGGUUGCAACCAAGAAGGAUCACUUUUCCAGAACACGACCUAGAUGCAUGGGCACAAGGGGACAGACGGUCUGCUGCGAAAGACCUUUCCGUGGAUAAACAUGUCAGUCGCGAUUUGAGCGAUUUGGCUCCAGAGGUGGAGGAGUUCAUGAACAGAUUCCACGUCAGCCUCAAAGCUGUAAAUGAGAUGAUGCUAAACCAAAUGGAUACCAACGACGAUGACUUUGAUGUGGCGUGCCGCUGGAUUCUGUCAAAUGAAGACCGUUGGACUGCGUGGAUUCCAGAGAAAGGAAAAUGUUUCUCCCAAUUUGGAAUGUACAGCGAGAAUGACAAGAACUUCCUGCAGAGCCGUCAGGCUAUCUCAAUCACAUGCAGGGCUUGUCCUUCAGGUUCUUAUUCUGCUCAGCUGGAGGAUUCCCAAGGAAUCACGCACGUUUGCCAAGAGUGUCCAAGUGGAUCGUUCCAAGUGUCUGGGGCAUCGGUGUCAUGCGAUCUUUGCCCAGCCGGCAGCUACCAAAACGAGACCGGGAGUCUUGGGUGCAAUCGCUGUCCAGCUGGCCAAUACCAAAAUGAAGAGGGCCAACAUGGCUGCAAGCAAUGCCCUGCUGGUGCCACCACGCUAUUGCUGGGAUCAAACUCCAUUUCGGACUGUGGCUGCAAGGCUGGGUCCAUCAACAUCGCCAGCGGUGAGGCUUUGGAGUGCAUUCCAUGCGGUGAUGGACUGGACUGCCCCUUUUCGUCGAGCAUUCAGACUCUGCAGACAGGACUGCCUUCAUCGGGGGAGCAACUCGUUACCAGGAUCCAAAGCGGCUACUUCGCAACCAUAAGCGACCCCUUGAAGGUUUUCCGAUGCAGACCAAGCACCUGGUGCAUUGGAGGGACACCAGGAACUUGUGCUGGUGGUUUGCAAGGUGAGCCUUGUGCAUUUUGUCCCGAUGGCAAAAGCUGGACCGGAAACGAAUGCACAGAUUGUGGCGCCGCCGCGCUUGGAUGGGCGGUUGCGGUGGUGGCGGGGCUCGCAGGUUCUGGAGGUGCUUAUUUCUUCGUGAACGCUCCAGUCACAGCACAGGCCAGACCAUUCAAAACUGGGCAGAUGGCUGUUGGCCUGGCUGUGAAUGCCCUCCAAAGUCUUGCACUCCUUGGGUUGAUGUCUGCAAAAUGGCCUGCGACUUUUGAACAGACUUCGUCAAGCUUGCAGAUUUUCGUGCUAGAUAUGGACAGCUUGAGUUUGAGUUGCUUCGUUGGUGGCACUUCAUCAAUCAGCUACGUGGCAACUGCAUUUGUUUGCCCCGUUUUGCUAUCUUGGGUCGGACUUUGCUAUGCGCUGUCCCAGCUAAGCUGCUUCCGCAAAUGUAAAUCACAGCCCUGGAAAUGGCCUUUCGCUUUGAACACCAUGGGACUUGGACUCCAACUCGGGUUUGGCACCAUAGCUGCUGUCUCUUUGAAACCUAUGAUGUGCUACAAGCAUCCCAACGGACGCUACAGUGUUCUCAGCUAUCCCACCAUUUUCUGCGGAGAAGACGGGCAUGGUUUGCUGCUGGCAUUUGGGAUUGGCUUGCUGACUCUUUUCGUCCUCGGAUUCCUGGUGGUCUGCAGCUAUGCUGUAUGGAAUCUGCCGAGGUGGAGUGUUGAGGGCAAGCAUGGGAAGGUCCAAAGUUUCCGCUUUUGCACUUCCAACUUUCGCCUUGACAGCUAUGGAUUCAUCAUUCCCCUUCUUUGCCGCGGCUUGGGCUUUGCAGUGUCCAUCGUCGUGGGGACCAACUUGCCACCAGUACAGACAGGUUUGGUAAGUAUUGUCCUGGUCGCCUAUACUGUUGUGCAGGCAUCGCUACGACCUUGGAAGGCUCCCGCGAUCAAUCUAGCAGACACUGUUUUGAGCGCGAGCCUCCUGAUAUUGGCAAGCAGGUCCCUUCAAGAGGAUGGAGAUAUGGAAGCCAAACUUGGUGAGCACUUCACGGUGAUCAUUUUGAUGUUGUUGCUCGCUUGCUUGGCUUCAUUGGCAGUUCUUUGCAUCGUCGGGGUGAUUGUGCAGCUUGUUGGAGGAAAUUGGAACCGCAUCCUGGCGCUUGGUAGCGGGAGCCAGGAUCCUGCGAAGAUUUCAGAGGCCCUGAAGCAAUGUGCCCAUGCGCUUCUGGAAAUUGAAAAUGCCUAUCUCCGGGAGAAGAUUGCGAGCAUAAACUCUUACGAUGUGAUAGCCAUCCUGAAUUUCAUCAACGUCAUUGGGGCCGACUUCCAGGAUGAGAAUCGGACAGCUUUGGCUCCCGCAUUAAAUUUUUCCCAGGGCUCCGGCAUCGUGGGAAGUCGUGUGCGGAUGGUAACCAUUAACGCCCGUUUGUCUACAUCUGCUGGUGCUGUGGAUCCAUCUUCCAGCAUUGCAGCGCAAGAACCACAACCGCAACCAGAACCGCCGACUCCUGGCAAUGAUGAUCUGCCAGCGCUUUCGGAAGCGCAGGAACCCCCGAAACACAACAAUCAAGGGAUUGCGUCGAAUGAUCCGACGGCUGAGUCGCCUGACGUUGCUCAAGGUGACCCAGGUGAUGCCAAGUCCAAGAUUGUGAGCACAGUCUUCUAA